This is a messenger RNA of Morchella importuna, 1230 nucleotides long. RefSeq lists its product as uncharacterized. The record is from RefSeq and is a predicted model, not a curated record. NCBI's taxonomy places the organism in Eukaryota, Fungi, Ascomycota, Pezizomycetes, Pezizales, Morchellaceae. Bases 1 to 1230 code for a protein of 409 amino acids. The transcript is spliced from 5 exons.
AUGUACUAUUACAAUACCCUUCUGGUGCUAUUUACCGGCGCAUCACUAUGUGUGGCAUCACCGGGUGCCAGGGGUGCCAGGGUCGGUUUGCAGAAGUUGAAGGAUCGGACAGGAUCUGGUCCCUCAUCUCAACAGCCUGAGCUGAAGCGAGAUGCAACCCCCCUCCAGUCGCAGUCUUAUGUCACUGUAACUCAAGAUUCUAUAACAGAUAUUACAACGGAGUACGCAGUAGUGACUUCGUAUGGUUCAGAGGCCCCCGUGGUUGUGACGAAGACGAUCGUUUCUCAGUCGACAAUACAGCAACCUGCUCCACCAUCCCCUACAUCUACUUCGGAAGCCCCAUCAUCAACGUCCCAAGUUGGCCCGGCGGGGACGUCGGCCCCUUCAUACACAUGCCAAAAUGGCUUCUUUCUUUGCGCUGCCGAAUUUAACGGGGGGUGCUGUGGGAAUGGAUAUACUUGUGCAAUAGAUAGCUGUAUCCCACCGCCAACUGCAACAGGGGAUCAUCUAUUUUGUGAUACUGGAUUAUAUUUGUGUCCCGCAAACUUACAGUACGGUUGCUGUCCAGGUGGUUAUGACUGUGGUAUCAGUGAAUGCUCCAUUAUCGGGCCGACGGCUGGAGUAAGCAGCACCCUUGCGAAAGCCUCAGCUCUAAAUCUUCUCGCAAAACAUUCCAUUACGACAGCUAGCCCUUCGAGUACACCUACAUCUACCCCUGGCCCAAACCCAGUGUCAGAAAUUUCUCCUGUUACAAUCGGUGGUAUUGUUGCUGGAUGCCUUGUCGGGAUCGCUAUCUUCGUCUUUCUGGGGUGGUACACGUACCGUAGAGUAGGGUCUCGUGGGAACAAUGAUCCACCUGGGGGGGUAACAACAACAAACUAUUACGACCCGACAGCCUCAGUUUCAAGAACUCCGGGCAGUAGCUCAUCAACUCGUUACCAUACUGUUACGCAAGAUCAUGGGUACUUUCCGAAGAUGCCUUUUAAACAGAAGACAGUCCCAUCUCAAGCCUUGCCCCCUCAAAAUGGGGUGGUAGAAAUGGCCCAUAACACUGCUUCGUAUCCAGCACAACACGGUCAGGUAGCAUGGGGAAACGGUAAUCAUAAUCAUGUCCCUGUAGAACUACCGGCAUUGGAUCGACAGGAACCGAUAUAUGAGGUUGAGGGUACGAAGCUGAAGAGCGCAAAUAGAUGGACUGGGGCUUUUUCGAGGCAGAGAGGUGGCCGAUGA